Messenger RNA from Condylura cristata (star-nosed mole), 972 nucleotides. RefSeq names its product chromosome unknown open reading frame, human CXorf21 (gene TASL). The record is from RefSeq and is a predicted model, not a curated record. Lineage: Eukaryota; Metazoa; Chordata; Mammalia; Eulipotyphla; Talpidae. The coding region runs from base 76 to 972 and encodes 298 amino acids. The transcript has 2 exons. Gene Ontology annotation, biological process: regulation of toll-like receptor signaling pathway.
GGCUGGUUUAUUCUUCUCUAUAUGGUCAACGGUUGUGUUUCUGCAGGACCAAAGGAGUACCCUGGUUAGUGAAGAAUGCUGUCGGAAGGGUAUCUCAGUGGACUUGCCUACUGGAACAACACCCACUGGACUUGCACAUCGUGUAAUGAGGAGGUGGCUGAGGAAGAGGGAGAGGAGAGGAAAUCGGCUGCUGCUCUUUCCUAUUCCUCUGUGGAUGAAACACAAGUCAGAAGUCUCUACGUGAGCUACAAAUCCUCUGGCAAGUUUAUUUCUUCAGUGCAUUCAAGAGAAAGCCAACAGAGUAGAAAUCAGAGAAUCACAGUGUUGCAGACAAACCCCAACCCUGUGUUUGAAAGCACCAACGUGGCUGCAAUCAAAAUAUACAGAGACCCUAGCAGAGAGACUUAUUUGGUUCCACCUUCCUGCAAAAGUAUUUGCAAGAACUACAAUGACUUACACAUUGCAGGGGACCAGGUGAUGGCCAUCAAUUCAGUGACAACAGAUUUCCCCUCCACGGGCAGUUUUGAGUAUGGUCCUUUGCUGAAAUCAUCGGAGAUCCCUUUGCCCAUGGAGGAUUCCAUGUUCACUCAUCCAAGCGACUUUCCCCAAAAACCUAUCCAGCAGUAUUCAUCCUACUGGAGAAUAACCAGCAUCAAAGAGAAAAGCAGCCUGCAAAUACAGAAGCCUAUUUCUAACGCGGUGCUGAAUGAGUAUCUGGAGCAAAAAGUGGUAGAGUUGUACAAGCAGUACAUUAUGGACACUGUGUUUCAUGAUAGUUCUCCUACUCAGAUUCUAGCAUCUGAACUCAUCAUGACAAGUGUGGACCAAAUUAGUCUUCAAGUGUCUAGAGAAAAGGACCUGGAGACCUCAAAAGCCAGAGAUAUAGUCAUCAGCCGCCUAUUACAGUUGGUGUCAACAGAAAUCAGCACUCCUAGCCUCCAUAUUUCUCAGUAUAGCAGUGUGAAUCCGUAG